AUGGUUAAGAAAGCUGCUGGUGCUGAAAAGCCCGCCCGCAAGAGCAAGCGCCCCAAGUCUGUUGGUGGAACAAAGAAGGGAAAGGUCUCUCCCUACAAUAAGUUCAUGAAGGAAGAGCUUGCUCGUCUCAAGGAGUCCGAUCCCGACAUGAAGCACCCAGAGAGGUUCAAGAUAGCAGCCACUAACUGGGCUAAAGCGAAGGAGAAUCCAAAGAACGCCAAGUAACGCCUCGCGUUGUUUUAUUCACUCCCGAUGUCGACCGAUACUGCAUCCUUAUCUACGUUAAUUUCGGUGUUCUCUCAGGGACAGUGAUGAACUUUCCCUUAUUUUAUGUCUUUGCUCCGUCGCGCAUUUCGAUCUUCUGCUGUCGUUUAUUUACCCCAUUCGUUGCAACUUCUUAAAGUGCUAUCGGUUCAUGUUCAACGUGUUUUAUUUCAUGUAUGCACCUGUAUUGAAUGUCAUUACUGGCUCGCUUUC
Fomitiporia mediterranea MF3/22 is the source of this 477-nucleotide messenger RNA. RefSeq lists its product as uncharacterized. The transcript has 4 exons. Gene Ontology annotation, biological process: multicellular organism development. The record is from RefSeq and is a predicted model, not a curated record. The coding region runs from base 1 to 225 and encodes 74 amino acids. NCBI's taxonomy places the organism in Eukaryota, Fungi, Basidiomycota, Agaricomycetes, Hymenochaetales, Hymenochaetaceae.